Monodelphis domestica (gray short-tailed opossum) is the source of this 1728-nucleotide messenger RNA. It is a transcript of the gene DLX5, whose product is annotated as distal-less homeobox 5. Gene Ontology annotation, biological process: embryo development; anatomical structure formation involved in morphogenesis; cell differentiation. NCBI's taxonomy places the organism in Eukaryota, Metazoa, Chordata, Mammalia, Didelphimorphia, Didelphidae. The record is from RefSeq and is a predicted model, not a curated record. Gene Ontology annotation, molecular function: RNA polymerase II cis-regulatory region sequence-specific DNA binding; DNA-binding transcription factor activity, RNA polymerase II-specific.
GCUGAACGAGUUGGGUGAGUUCGAGUGUCGCUGCUCCCGACGGCUCUGGCCAAUGGAACCCGAUCCACCCCGCUGUGCGUAAGCGCUCAAUUAAGGAUUUAACCAAGGCUAGGCUGCGCCCCGCCAGCAGUCUGCCGGAGCCCGAGACUCGGAGUCUCCCAGCCUCCUCGCCGCCGCCGCCGUCCCCGCCUCUUUUCUUCUUCUUCUUCUUCUUCUUCAUCUUCCUCCUCCUCUCGUCCUCCUCCUCCUCCUCCUCCUCCUCUUCCUCCCCCUCCUGCACUCCUCUCUCCUUCUCCUCCUCCUCCUCCUCCUCCUCCUCUCCUCCUCCUCCUCCUCCUCCUCUUCCUCCCCCUCCUGCACUCCUCUCUCCUUCUCCUCUGCCUCCUCCUCCUCCUCCUCCUCCUCCUCCAGUGCCCCCGCCCCCUCUUCUGUCUCCUCCUCUCCCACAGCCAUGUCUGCUUAGACCGAAGCAGCCCCAAGAGCGAACUCGCGCCUCCGCCAGUGCCGCCUCUGCCGCCGCCGCCGCCUCCUCCUCCUCCUCCGCCUCCUCCUCGCCCCGAGCCGCCUCCGCCUGGAAGCCCGAGCUAUGACCGGCGUGUUUGACCGGCGGGGCCCCAGCAUCCGCGCCGCCGAGUUCCCGGCCCCUUUCCAGACGGCCGCCGGGAUGCACCACCCGUCCCAGGAGUCGCCCACUCUACCCGAGUCCUCGGCCACCGACGCCGACUACUACAGCCCGGCGGGGGGAGCCCCGCACGGCUACUGCUCGCCCCCGGCCUCCUCCUACGGCAAGGCGUUACACCCUUAUCAGUACCCCUACCCGGGCGUGAGCGGGCCGGCCACCGGGCCGCCGCCGGGCACCUACCCAGCCAAAGCGUACGCGGACUACGGCUACGCCAGCUCCUACCACCCCCAGUACAGCGGGGCUUACGGCCGGGCGCAGAGCUCCUCGGGCCAGCCAGACAAAGACGCCGCCGAGCCCGAGGUGAGAAUGGUGAAUGGCAAACCCAAGAAGGUCCGCAAACCCCGCACGAUUUACUCCAGUUUUCAGCUGGCUGCGCUGCAGAGACGCUUCCAGAAGACCCAGUACCUCGCCUUGCCCGAACGCGCCGAGCUGGCGGCCUCCUUGGGCCUCACCCAGACACAGGUUAAGAUCUGGUUUCAGAACAAAAGGUCCAAGAUCAAGAAGAUCAUGAAGAACGGGGAGAUGCCCCCGGAGCACAGCCCCAGCUCCAGCGACCCCAUGGCCUGUAACUCUCCGCAGUCCCCGGCCGUGUGGGAGCCUCCGGGCAGCGGGCCAGCAGCCCGCUCCCUGGGCCACCACCCCCACGGCCACCCUCCGGCUUCCAAUCCGUCCCCCGCCUCGAGCUACCUGGAGAACUCGGCGGCGUCCUGGUAUCCCGCGGCCGGGUCCCUCAGUUCCCACCUCCAGCACCCGCUGGCGCUCACCUCCGGGACGCUCUACUAGAGGGAGGCCCGCCGCGCUGUGCUGGCUGGCUGGAGUUGGGCUGGCAGGGCUGGCGGGCGGCGGAGCCCGCUGCGUGUGUACAGGCGUGCAUGUAAGUUAUUGCAUCUCCAAGGCCCUUUCUAACGGACUGGACGCUGCUGGUGCCUUGAAUCUCUGACCUCAACUUUUCAAAGGACUCUUUUCCACGUUCUCUCCCCGUGUACAUAGCUGUAGAUAGGCCAAUUCAACUGUAUAUUCGGGACAAAUAAAAUUAUUUCCACCCA